Molecule: messenger RNA, 762 nt
Organism: Acanthamoeba castellanii str. Neff
Lineage: Eukaryota; Discosea; Longamoebia; Acanthamoebidae
Product: eukaryotic translation initiation factor 3 subunit 1like protein
Exons: 2
Coding region: 1-762 (253 amino acids)
Cellular component (GO): eukaryotic translation initiation factor 3 complex; cytoplasm
Molecular function (GO): translation initiation factor activity
Source: RefSeq, a predicted model, not a curated record
AUGUUGUCGCCAUAUGUAUGCGCAAUUGCAGAUGAUGACGAUUUUGAGGUGAAGGUGCCGGCAGACAAGCCCACCAUCGUAAAUGCCUGGGAUGAUGAGGAGGAGGACACCGCCGGUCCUGCUACUGAUGAUUGGGAGGAUUUUGGUAAGCCCAAGGAACCGAAGGUCCCCGCUGGUCCGGCGGAGGAGAAGAAGACAUUCACGCAAGUAUCGGGGAAGAAGAAGCGAGGAAAGGCCCUUGCCGAGAAAAUCAGGCAAAAGGAAGAGGAAGAGGAAGAAGCCCCGCGCAAAUUGACCUACGAGGAGAAGAAGAGGCUGCAGGAGCAAGUCGUGGCCUCCGAUCUCGAAAAUGCGAUGGACGCGUUCGCCGUGAAGGACUCGGCGCUCAAAGAUUCGGACAUCCUGUUCGGCGAUGACGGCGACGAGGGCGAGGCGAAGAAGGAGAUCACACUCGAGACCUUUAAGCCCAGGAGCGAAAGGGAGUUCAUCAAGCUCGCCGAGCUGGUGAGCAAGAAAGUGGAGCCGUUCUCGGCGAGCGCUUUCUACACGACCUUCCUGAAGGAGAUGCUCAGGCAAGCGACCGUCAACGUCGAGGCCGAAGACGUCAAGGACCUCAUCGCCACGCUCAACGUCGUCGUCAACGACAAGCUCAAGGCCUCCUCGGCCAAGAAGGGCAAGAAGGGAAAGAAGAAGGCCCCCACGAAGACCACCGCCGCCGUCCACGAGGAUAUGGUGGACGACGAGUACGACAUGUUUGCUUGA